Caenorhabditis bovis is the source of this 831-nucleotide messenger RNA. The record is from the annotation of a GenBank genome assembly. Lineage: Eukaryota; Metazoa; Nematoda; Chromadorea; Rhabditida; Rhabditidae.
AUGCAGUCGGAUGAUCCUGCCUACUUAACAGUGGGCACAGAAGUCAGUGCGAAAUUUAAGGGAGCAUUCUGUGAAGCAAAAGUUAAAAAAGUCACAAAAAGUAUUAAAAUAAAGGUUUUAUUAAAAGAAGCACCGUUUGGAAGCAUUGUAGUUGAUGAUUUAGCGAUUCCAAAGACAGCUAAAAUUGAAUUAAAUGAGUUGGUUGACGUGACACAAGGAAAACAGACAUUUCGCGCUGUUAUUCAGCAUAUAAAGGACUGUAGCAAGUAUCACGUUGUUUUCAAUGAUGGCGACGAGAAAGAAUUAAGACGUACCCAACUCUGCUUAAAAGGCGGUAAACAUUUCGACGCUGCCGGAAACCUUGAUGCCCUUCCAUUGUACAAUCCAGAGCAAUUCAGCAAUCCUGUGGUGAGAAAUCUUGUCGGAAAAGCCAAGUUAAAACAAAAGCGAAAAGGCGACGAAUCAUCUCCAUCGCGACGAAAAAAGCGAAAAGACGAGGAUGAUGAUGAGGAAAGCGACGAAGACGGCGGCAGACGACGUGAAAAACGUGCAGCGGCUUCAGCGGCCAGUGUGGCGAUUGGUGAAAUGAAUCAGGGCGUCGAAACGCAAAGCGAAGAGUCGAGUGCCGAUUCAAGCGAAGAGAAGGAACGAGAAAAGGAACGGAAAAGAAAGCGUGACGAGGAAAAGGAAAAAGAACGGGAAGAAAUGGAAAAAGAGAAGCUGAAAAAGCAGCAGGAGGAGAAAAAAGCGAAAGAAAAGGCGAAACUUGAGAAAAUCUCUAAACAUAUUUCAAGCAUUGCCAAUGCCAAGGAACGGCUUGACAAAACGUAA